GCCCGCCUCCUUGUGUUCAAACCGCGGAUUUUUGAAAAUAACGACCGAGUCAGUAGCAACAGGAGUUGUCCACCGACUGAGACUUUAAACAUAUUGAUAUCAGAACAUCAUGAUGUCCAUUAAUGACCCAAACAUGAGUGAUAAGUUCACCAGUACAUUGGAGGAGAUCCACAGCAAACAUCUUGAAACAUAUGCAAAAGUAAUCGACACGACUGCUGAAUUGUCCCACUCCCACAUACAGUUUGUGAAGUCAGCACUUGAUACGUCUUUAAAAAAGUGUAAGGAUGAUGAGAUGGUCUUUGACACAAUACAGACAUUCAGAAAAGACUUGGAACAAAAAAACGUGUCAUUGAAGGGCAAACGGCAUGCCAUAUCUGAAAUGAUAUCUGAGAUUCAAGAGAAGGAGAUGCAGAAAGAGGACAUCAUCCAGAAGAUUGAGAAACUUAAAGAAGAACAAGCCAAGAGAACAGAGUUAAUUGAGUCUCAAAACAAAGCCAACAAAGACAGACUGAGGAAUCUUCAGAAAGCCAGAGGGGUCUUUCAUGAUCAUUUGGGGAUGGAGAUACGAACAAUCCUUGGCAAAACCGAGCAGGACAAAGGUAAAAAGUUGCAGUUUGUUUUCCGGAACAUCAACCCUUCUAAUCAGGACAGCGCUUAUGUUAUCACAAUGGGGAUUAAAGAAAAUGGAUCAUACCAGAUUGUUUCUAGUGACCCCACCCUUGAGUGUCUGCCGGUCUUGGAAAGCCAGCUUCAGGAGACCAAUAAUUUACCAGCAUUCCUGGCAAAAGUCCGAAAGGAGUUUAUCUCUCAGGCUCGCUGCUCCAACACCAUGCAGUGAAGUUCUCACUACAAUGCAGACUAAUGAAAGCAAGAGGGAUUACAUGGAGAGUCAUCAUAGGGGGAUUACAGGUCUGUAAAUACAACAUCAUACAAUACAAUACAACUGCCUUGUUGGGACUCUUGGAUCUGAAUUUCAAAUACACUUCUGCUGGCAAUAAUUAACAAGUGUUCAGACUUUUUAUUGAGAGAGCUUAGUCAUAUUACAGAUUACUGGAAUCUGCGUAUUUCGUGUCUUUUCAAACCCUGGACUUCUUCCUUUAGAGAACAUGUCUUCUGGUGUACAUAGUUAAAGGACGACACUUUAAAAAAAUAUCUGAUCAUUCAUAUUGAUGUAAACAGUUUAAUUUUUUGUCAUCAUUACUCAUUUUACAGACAGUAGGGAUAUCAAAUAAGUAAAACAGUUUUAUUUUCCUGUCACUCAUACCGAUAUAAUAAAGUAUGUGUUUUUAAAAAUAUUCUCAGUAGCUGAGUUUGUCUGUACACAUUGUAGUAUAAAUAAUGGAAAUAAUUAUUUGGGUGUAAAAGUUAAAAUAUAGAAUAAAUUUUUAGAGCAUCACAAAAUAACGAAGGACAGUGAAGGAAAAUCACAGAUCCUUAUUGUCAGCAGACAAACAUGCACUAAAUUGAAUGAAAUUGUUGGUGCAUAAACAGAAAUCAGUAUUUUUUGUGGGUGCAGUUUCAGCACUGCAGAAUUUCGGAAACUUCUCAAAUCAUUGUGAGUCUUUGCUGCUCAUCAGGCGUCAGAUGAUUUAACACUGUCUAAAACAGGCAGCUCUUCCACAUAGGUUGAUGGGAAAUGGCCUGUCUGUCCAUUAAGAGUUCCAAACCACCAGCCAUUUUCUUCCUUGGCACAAAUGUCUAGAAGAUCCCCUAUGAAACAAAUCAUUUUAUUAAUUAUCAGUCUUUACUGUUAUAAAAAAAAUCUGCAGUUGAGUCACAACAUACCUUCUUUCAGAGUCAACUCAUCAUCGUGUUCAGGUGUGAAAUUGUACAGGGCCUUGCAUUUUCCUAUACUGGGCAACUCUGGUGUUUGAUCUGCGGAGUAUUUUUGAUUGCUUUAAUUUUAUGAUGCAUUUCCAGAUGUGGCAAUUAUAAAAUAAAUCUUAUUUUAUGCUUUGUAAAUAAA
Messenger RNA from Amphiprion ocellaris (clown anemonefish), 1966 nucleotides. It is a transcript of the gene spc25, whose product is annotated as SPC25 component of NDC80 kinetochore complex. The transcript has 7 exons. Lineage: Eukaryota; Metazoa; Chordata; Actinopteri; Pomacentridae. Gene Ontology annotation, biological process: chromosome segregation. Gene Ontology annotation, cellular component: Ndc80 complex. The record is from RefSeq and is a predicted model, not a curated record. Bases 110 to 838 code for a protein of 242 amino acids.